UUAGCUCGCUGUCUACCCCGCACAGUCUGCUGCCGGGUGCUGCUGGCAUUUGUAUUUCUGUUAUUGUUGCCUUUGUUUAUUAGUGCGUGUCUUUAGUUUGCGCUCGUUUGCUUUGAGCUGGUUUUUCGUAACUGAAGAGCGAGGCGAAUAACAGGAGUGCACGACGACUACGACUACGACGACGACAUAAUUAAAUUAAAAUUUACUCACAACACACUCACUCACACACACGCCACGACGGCAGAGCCAACUAAUCACAUUACCAGCCAUCAGGCAUUGACAUCGGCGGCGGCAGUCGGCCAGCAACGCAAGCAGAAGACAUUCAUAGUUUGUGUUGCAUAGUUUUUGGCGCGCGACAUACACACAACCUCUUAACGCAAAUUGAGAAGGCAAAAGAAACACCCGUGCUACGUCCUUGUACUCCACUUGAGGUCUACUUCACGUGCGGAGCAAAAAAACUAUUCAACUCUUUUGUCUGGGGUGGUAUGUGGAUAAAUUUUAGCCGCCAUGGAUCCCAGUGCUCUACAAAACAUGGAUCGGGACGCAUUAAAGAAGCAAAUCGAGAAUAUGAAAUAUCAGGCCUCCAUGGAGCGCUGGCCGCUAUCUAAAAGCAUUGCUGAAAUGCGCUCCUUUAUUGAGGAGAACGAAAAAAAUGAUCCAUUGAUUAAUGCGCCGGAUAAGAAGAACAAUCCGUGGGCUGAAAAGGGCAAGUGUAUCAUCAUGUAAUAUUAUCGCAAACCACAGAAAUACCG
Molecule: messenger RNA, 752 nt
Organism: Drosophila hydei
Lineage: Eukaryota; Metazoa; Arthropoda; Insecta; Diptera; Drosophilidae
Product: guanine nucleotide-binding protein subunit gamma-e
Exons: 3
Coding region: 508-726 (72 amino acids)
Biological process (GO): phospholipase C-activating G protein-coupled receptor signaling pathway; sensory perception of taste
Cellular component (GO): heterotrimeric G-protein complex
Molecular function (GO): G-protein beta-subunit binding
Source: RefSeq, a predicted model, not a curated record